This is a messenger RNA of Phyllopteryx taeniolatus (common seadragon), 1816 nucleotides long. RefSeq names its product SFT2 domain containing 1 (gene sft2d1). Gene Ontology annotation, biological process: vesicle-mediated transport. The record is from RefSeq and is a predicted model, not a curated record. Gene Ontology annotation, cellular component: membrane. The coding region runs from base 195 to 677 and encodes 160 amino acids. The transcript is spliced from 8 exons. NCBI's taxonomy places the organism in Eukaryota, Metazoa, Chordata, Actinopteri, Syngnathiformes, Syngnathidae.
CACACUCACGAGCAACCUAACUCUCUGCAUCGUAUUGACCUCAAGUCAGUUUGUAAGAAUAGGACGAAUCGAGGAAGUCAGGAAGUAUCGAGUGCUCUCACUUCUAACAAUAUUAUCCAAAUGUACAGAAGUAAUUAUAGAAAUUGGGAUUUUAUUACACCGACUUCAAAUUAAUUUGUUAUCUUUCUGAGACCAUGGAUAAGCUUCGUCGUGUGCUAAACGGCCGAGAGGAGAACGAAGAGCUCGGUCUCACGUCGCAGGUCCUCGAUGCCACCUCGCUCAGCUACAGCACCAGGGUGAAAUGGUUCGUCAUAUGCUUUGCCUCAGGCAUCUUGUGCUCAAUACUUGGAUCAGCACUGCUGUUCCUUCCAAAUGGAAUCAAACUCUUUGCUGUUUUCUACACAUUGGGCAAUAUCGCAGCUCUUGCCAGCACCUGCUUCCUUAUGGGACCACUCAAGCAGUUAAAGCGCAUGUUUGAGCCAACACGACUUAUAGCGACCAUCGUUAUGCUGCUCUGCCUCGUCUUAACACUAUGUGCAGUGUUUUGGUGGGAAAAAAAGGGACUGGCCAUCAUUUUUUGUAUUCUCCAGUUUCUAGCGAUGACGUGGUAUAGCAUCUCCUACAUUCCAUUUGCCAGAGAUGCUGUGAUGAAAUGCUUCACUACCUGUCUGAGUUAGGGUUCUGGAGUCCACACUUUCAUGAGAAUACUGGUCCUUAUAUGCAAGUGAGAGAACAGUAACUGUACAAUAUAUAGUUGUCGCUUGUUUCCAUUUUUGUUUUGUACUAUAGCUUCCUGUGGCCUUUUGAUUUAACUGAAGGUCUAUUACUUUCGUCAGAUUUUUCUUCUGUAUUUUAUGAUAUGAGUGCAUUUAAUGCGUAAUAUAUUUAAAGAUUUGACAGAUAUUUCAGAUUGGUUAAUGCUGUUUUGAGUGCUCAUAAAGUAAUUUAACUUUGCUGUGCAUUGUAAUUUAUGACAUAAGCGCAUUGCAAAAUCCAUCCUUAAAUACUACUAUACUAUUUAUGUCUUAAACAGUCUUUCAUAACUAUUCAAAUAAGCACAUUUGCAAUGCUGCCAAAAUACAUUUUCCCUUUUGUCUUUAUAUGAGCAGCUGCCCGCUAUGUUUUAAUAGAAAUAACAUUAUUUACCCUUGGGCAUUUGAUGCACUGCUUCAGUGAUUCUGCACUGGCAUGUUGAUUUCCAUAGCUCUUGAUCUUUUCCAGUUAAACAGUGUAAAAAUAGUAGCAGAUGUUGGUAGCCUAUGUGUACACAAGCCCCCUCCCCCACCCAGCAAAUUACAUUAAAAUUGAGUGUUUUUAAAUUUGAUCUUCUGCCAGACACAACAAUGACCUAGUUAAUUACGCUUUUCUGAGCAAUGUGGUUUUGGCAUGACCUAAUAACCCAAUAUAACUUCCAACAGGAUCCCCGUAUGCUUCGGCAUGAUGGCAUCAUAGCCUUUGAGAAUUGAGUUGUCAUGACAACCUGUACCGGAAGAUUCAUUACCUUAGCUACGCCCCAUUUGAGGUACAGAGGUUCACAUUAUGGUGAUGAGAAGGCAUGUGCUUUUGUGUAAAACACAGACCUGUGUUUGUCUUGUACUGAAUACAUGAUUUUAAAGCAUUUUUUUUGUUUGUUUGCUUUAUUUGAACAAGCCACAGUGCCAACAUGAACCAAACAACUGCAUUGCAAUUCCUCAUUGUUUCAUUAGGCUUCUGCAAAGAAGGAUUAUGGACAAAGUCUCUCUUCAGUACAACUUGUUCAAGUAAUUUGUUAAAUAACAAGCAAAUCCCUCUGAAGCAUACCCUCUUGAUGUAAUCC